Messenger RNA from Juglans microcarpa x Juglans regia, 483 nucleotides. RefSeq names its product 14.7 kDa ribonuclease H-like protein. The record is from RefSeq and is a predicted model, not a curated record. Gene Ontology annotation, molecular function: nucleic acid binding; RNA-DNA hybrid ribonuclease activity. The transcript has a single exon. Bases 1 to 483 code for a protein of 160 amino acids. NCBI's taxonomy places the organism in Eukaryota, Viridiplantae, Streptophyta, Magnoliopsida, Fagales, Juglandaceae.
AUGAUUGGAAGCCCCCCACCAACAUGUUGGUUGAAACUAAAUGUGGAUGGCACUGUUUUUGGUGAACUUCAUAAGGCAGGGGUGGGCGUGAUUCUCAGAGAUGAAGCUGGUAAGGUGAUUUUGGCAGCAAGCAAGGUUGAAUUUGAAGUGAAUAAGACUGAAGCUAUUGAAAUGCUGGCUAUUUUCCGUGCUUUACAGUUGUGUACUAGUAUGGGGAUCCAUAGAUUGAUUAUGGAAUUAGAUUGCUUGAUGGAUAUCCAAGUGCUCAACAAUGAACUUGUUUCUGACGCAAUGUUAACUCCAUUUGUGAGUGAAAUAAGAAAGGUGUUAAGAGUGUUUGUGGAGUGCAAAUUUCAACAUGUCUAUAGAGAAGGUAAUCAGGUUGCUCAUAUUCUUGCCCGAUAUGCUUGGAACGUUGAGAAUAUCUCAAUAUGGAAUGAGUGUUAUCCUGAAUUUAUUUCUCAGGCUGUUUGGCUUGAUUAA